UGCAAUAUUUUCGUCAGAGAAUUUCUCAUAUAUAUAAUCAUAAAGUGUUGGAUAUAGAUUAGAACAUUUUCAAUUAUUUUAUUCACUUAGAUAUCUAAUAAUUUGUUCUUAACUUUUGCAGACUAUUUGGGCGUGCACUUUGCCAGCUUUUGCUUGAAAUAGUCGAGGGCAACAACCCGGAGGUGCUGGUGGAUAUGGUGAUCGCUCUGAUACUGGCAUUCAAUCAGCAGUUUAGCGAGCAUGCGGUGAAUGUGAUCAUCGAAGCCAUGCAGAAUCGGCCCACAGCCAAAGUGUUCACCGAGAAGCUCUUGUUGCAGCUCAAUCGAGAAGAUGAUCCAACGCGACUGCUGAAGCAUCACAAUGAGCACAUGAACACGGUGCUGCGCAUGUUUAUUGACAUCUUCAGUCAUCCGGAUACGGCUGGCAUGUUUUAUACAAACCAUAUCAAUGACCUCAUCGAUAUUGUGGUGCGUCAACUUUCCAAUCUGGAUGCGGGCAAUGUGUUAAUUCCGUCCGUGCUAUUUGAGCUGUGUCGUCGCAUUUUGCGCAACACCAACUAUCAGGACCAUCAGCAUCGCUAGCACGAUCUCAUGAAGAUCUUUAUGCGCAUCUUUUGCGAGGAGACCGAAUGCAGUGCAUCCGAUCAGCAGUUAGUGCGCGAAAUCGCCAACGAAUUUCCCCAAUUGUUUAAAGACAGAGCCAGAAUCUAGAAUUGCAAACAGAAAAAACACAACU
Molecule: messenger RNA, 735 nt
Organism: Drosophila nasuta
Lineage: Eukaryota; Metazoa; Arthropoda; Insecta; Diptera; Drosophilidae
Product: NCK-interacting protein with SH3 domain-like
Exons: 3
Coding region: 195-581 (128 amino acids)
Biological process (GO): endocytosis
Molecular function (GO): Arp2/3 complex binding
Source: RefSeq, a predicted model, not a curated record